CGUCGGCCUCUGAGAGCGAUGCGACGCCGGAGAAGCGGCCCCGUGCGGAGGAGAAAGAUGGAGGAGGAGGAGAGGAGGCCCGCGGGACGCCCAAGCAGAAGAACCGCCGACGCUGCUACCGCUGCCAAACCAAACUAGAGCUGGUGCAGCAGGAACUGGGAUCCUGUCGCUGCGGCUAUGUGUUCUGUAUGCUGCACCGCCUCCCCGAGCAGCACGACUGUCUGUUCGACCAUCUGGGCCGCGGGCGAGAGGAGGCCGUGCUCAAGAUGGUGAAGCUGGACCGCAAGGUGGGGCGAUCGUGCCAACGCAUCGGAGAGGAGUGCUCCUAACAACCAGCCGCCAUGAAGAGGAGGAGGAAGCGCUUAGGAAGAGAGGAAGAGGAGGAGGAAGAGGACGAAUGGAGAUAAGGGUGGGGGAUGGAAGAGGAAGAAUAAGGGAGGAGGAGGAGGUUGUAACAUCUUGUGUGUGAACUCGAUAUUCUGUUGUUGUCCUGGUUUCCUGCGAGGAGUGUGUUUUGGACUCCUUUCUCGACCAAUGGGAGGAAAAUAGGGGUGCGUUCCAAAUGUUCACACACACGGCCUUAACACAUCCGGUUACAUUAUGCACGCCUCGCCACCGUUUCCUCCUUUUCAUUUUUUUCCCAGGACAGGAAGAUACGGAAAGUUGUAGCUGGAUUUUUAAUUGUUUUGGUCGCCGUGGAGCUCUAUCCCACGAGUACCCCUCAGGUCGUUAUAAAAAAGGGGGUCGGAGGAUCAAACCCCGCCUUCCUCUUCCUCCUCCUCCUCCUCUUCCUCCUCUCUUCCCCCAACAUUACGGCCCAUGCGCAGCGCCACUAACUGCUGGUGCAUGGUGCCGGCGACAGUGUGUGUGAGUGUGUGUUAAAGUGACGCAGUCCAAGGAGGCUGUCAUGGUUUGAUUUUUUUUUUUUUUUCCCGCUCUGUUUUUCCUGCCGUCGUGGAGGACGAUACAGCCGGUCCCUGCCUCUGCUCACAUGGAUUGUCGAUAAAUAUAAAUAAUAAUAAUAAGAAGAAGAACCACACUAAUGGACAAGGAUGAAUCCUCGGUGUAGCAGAUCUUCCUCUCCUCCCCUUCCUUUUUUUUUCGGGGGAAUCGGCUGAAUUUUUUUGUAUUAAAAACUAAGAGUUCUUCUCCAAGACGCCACGUGUUCAUUUAAGAAAACGACGUUCAUCCCGAGUGUCUCUGGGGUUUUGGACGAUCAGUUAAGAGUGCUAAACCGAAUGCCCCUGAAAUUGUUCUAUAAUUUAUUUCUUGUUUUCUGGGCGCCAUUUAAUUUUUAGGGGGGAAAAAUGAUUCUUAAAAAAAAAAAAUGUUAUAAUUUCCUUUUGAACUUGAUUUCAUCGUCCCUCCCAGAGGUGUCUUUUCUGCUUGUGAGCGCUCACCAAAUCGAGUUUAAAUCAGUGAUGUCAUAUUGAUACACUUUUGUUUUAGGCUAAUAAAAUGAACCCAAAGCCGAUUAAAUGGGAGAUGUUUUGCACUUAAAGUUAAAAUAAAGAGUUUGACUCUUAAAUCUCCACUUAAGUAACGGAAUCAACCAUUUGUUUGGUUAUUUUCAGUUAAGUUUUCCUAUUGAUUAAUUAAUGAACCUUAUUCAGGUCUAAAAUGAACCGUUACAGCAGUCCCCGGUAUAUUUAGAUUUUGUCGGACGCUGUCGAGGUUGUUCAUCUGACAUCACAGAUUCAAACCAGUAAUGAUGCCCAAAGUAAAUUCUUAUAUUGAUUGGUUUUCCAUUUGUUCAUUCAUAUUUGACCACUGUGUUCCCGCUCUUAAUCAGCCUGCAGUCUGAGUGUUGGACUUUGUGCUGUGCAUAUUGUUCACUUCCACACCUCUCGUCCUAAGGGCCUCUCCACCUAAAUCAACUUUUUGUUUGUUCGUAACAGAACUUGUUUCCUUCUUCAAAUGUACAUCUUAAGCUUGGCAUUUAGCGCACAUUGUAGAUGCAUUCAAACGCAGGUACGGAAUAUCCUUAAAUGCAAGUUGACGUUGCAUUGUGUACUUUAGGUUUCUCAAGGCGGUAGAUGUCCUUGAAUGCAUCCUUUUUUGAUUUUUGCAAAUUAACUUAAGGAAAAGUUGACUCAGGUGGAAAGCCCUUAAAACCAGACACCACUUAACUUAACUAUGCUAAUCCUCAUGCACACUUUAUUGUUCCUCCGCACCUUUUUUCCCAUGAGAACGCAGCGAGAGAUAAAGGGAGACCGGAGAAAUGUCGCGGCUCGUUCUUCUUUUGAUAUUGUUUUGAGGGCUAAUGAGAAAUGGAAGAAAUGGAAUAUCUUUCUUUACCUUUUUUAGAGACAAAUUAUUUAACCUUAUAUCAGUUUGAGUUACUUACACCCUAGCAUAGAGUGGCAUAUUUAGUUAAAUGUAUAAAAAAAAAGACCAUAAUUCUGUCCUUUUUCUCCUUUUUAAUUUUAUCGUGUUCCAUUUUCUGCUAAGGAAAAUAAACUGGAUUAGAGCAUGUGGUGUGUGUGUGUGCGUGUGUGUGUGUGCGUGUGUGUGUGUGUGUGUGUUAAUCUGUGUUUCUUUUCUCCAUAUUGACAUUUGUUUGAUGAAAUAAACCAUAAGCAGAAUAUCCAUCAGAGUUCAUUAUUAAUAUCUUUAAAUGUAAAGUUUUUUCCUGCAAUAAUUUUGUUAGACU
This is a messenger RNA of Notothenia coriiceps (black rockcod), 2653 nucleotides long. RefSeq names its product AN1-type zinc finger protein 3-like. NCBI's taxonomy places the organism in Eukaryota, Metazoa, Chordata, Actinopteri, Perciformes, Nototheniidae. The annotation marks the transcript as partial. Gene Ontology annotation, molecular function: zinc ion binding. The transcript is spliced from 2 exons. The record is from RefSeq and is a predicted model, not a curated record.